CGGACACUUUCGUCAAAUGUCCGCCAUGUUGGACAGAAUCUGGCUAAUAUUUGAUGCAAAGUAUCGUAUACAUUCUAAUGCAUUUUGAAAUCAAUGACUGUCAAAUGUCAUUUGUAAAAGGGUCUUUGUAAUGUGUUGUCAUACAGGCCUGUGAGGUUGGCUGUUCCUAGCAACAGAUUCAGCUGAAAGAAUUCAUUAUAACAAAGCAGGAAUUUACAUCUUUUUAGCAUAGACAGGAUUUGCAUAGACCAUAGUAAUAACACCAGUAAGAAAAAUGGAUGAAGGUGGUACUCUUGACUUUGAAGAUUUAAUGGACACAGGUGAUGAGUUUCCUGGAUUUGAGAUAGCUAAAUUUACACCAGCGAAUGAAAGUGAGGGGAAUGAUGAUGGUGUAUUGAGAACACCGGAACAUGAAAAAGAUGAUGAAGACUACAUCAUUAAUGAAAAAAGAAAUAAUCAUGAUGUUCAAGCUGAUAGGAGUGAUCAAGACAAUGACUCAGCUGAGGUUCCUGGUGUUGAAGACAUUGUAAACAACCUAGAAGGUGUUGUUAAUGAAGAGACUAAUGAUGAAGUUGUUGAAAUAGCUAAGGAUAAUUUAGAUAAAAAUGAAGAGAACACUGUGGAUGAUGUUACUAUGACAGAACCAACAGAAACGGGGGACAAUAAGCCUGACAUUGUUGUAAGUGAUCAUGAGGAAAAUGGUGUGAAAGCUGGGCCUGCUGAUCACCAGUCUGAAGAAAAUGUAGACAAUAAUGAAGACAUACUGGAAAUAACAAGCGAAGAUGUAAACCAUGUUGGCCAUAAAGAUCAGGAUAUUAAUGAUGUCAUUCUGGAACCAGUCCCUAAAAAGAAAAAGAUGUACUUGAAACCCCCACAGAAGAAAAAGACAUUGCUGGAGAGUAAAAAGUUGGAGAGGGAAUCAGAAGACAUGGAGGAGGAGACUGCUGUAGAAUCAGGGAGGACCAGACGGAGCAGUGAAAACAGUAGAGAUAGCCAUGAUGCCAGUGAGAAUGGAGAGGAGGAAUAUGAUAAAAAAUCUGAAGAGACUGAAAAAAAGAAUAAUGAAGAAGAAGAAGAGCCUCAUCAACAGUCAUUCCUGUCCUUUCUAAAUCUCAAACCAGGUACCUCAAAGCCAAAGAAAGAUGAUGAAAGACAGAAAGAGGAAACUCUGCAGAAGGAGUUUUAUUCCAGAAAGAGGCUACGUACACGCAAAAAGGUAAGCUAUUGCGAGGAUGUCGCCCAGGAUGAUGAUGAUGAGUAUAAUGUUGAAGAUGAUGAGGAUGAGGAUUACGAUGAAGAUCAUCAGUUUGAAAAUCGCCGUAAUAACCGAUCGAGAAGUAAUAGCAGACGUAAUUCAGGCACAGCACAAUACGCUAAUGCUUUGCAGCAGUUACUUCCUGGGGUUGAUCUGAGUUGCCUUCAGUCUAGUCAGAUUAGAAUAAGCCCAAAAGAAAAUAAUGUAGCAAAAUGUAUUAACAUGGACAGUCUGAAACCGCAGGGUAACGUAAAGGGGUUGUUUGAAUGUGGUUUGUGUGGAGUUUUCUUCAACACUGCAAGUCAGUUUAUAACUCACCAGGAGUCUGUACACGCAGGAGAGAAGAAAAAUGGUAAAUCAGCGAUGGAGACUUUCAGAUGCGAGGUCUGUGGAUUUGUGUUGACCAACAGGUUCGCUUACCUGGAGCAUAAGAAAAUGAAACAUGCUCGAGGCGGAGCUGUUACCUUCAGUUGCAGUAAGUGUAAAAUAAACAAGUUUACGGAUAUAGGAGCAUUACAGAAACAUCAGCAGGUAUGUGGGAUACCAUUCUGUUCCACAUGUGGGGCAACAUUUAAGGCAUGGGUUGAAGUAGCCGAACAUCGAAAGAAAGCCCAUGCUCCUGCUGUUCCAACACGCCAGUGGUUGAAUUGUGCGAACAAAACAUGCAGUUUCAAAUGUGUUACACAACAUGAAAUGAGACAGCAUAUCCAAGCUAAGCAUAUGGUGAAUGAUUUGUUCACAUGUAAUGCACCACGCUGUACUCGUGCAUUCAAUACAAGGGAGUUGUUAACGGAACACAAGAAAGAGGCCCAUGCUUCGGAAUUUAUUGUUCAGUACCAAUGUAUGGAAUGUAAAAAUUGCUUUUCCAGUAAAACACUGUUAGCCGAACAUCAGUAUUUGCAUACGUUGGAAAAGCUGAGAAAGUGUGACUUGUGUUUACGUCAGUUUGGAAAUGUCAAUGAUCUACGAAAACACAAAGAUGUUCAUGCUGUUAAAGGCACCAUUAGGUGUCAGUCAUGUUUCCGAUGGUGCGUUGAUAAAAUUGAAUUAGUUAAUCAUGUUUGUGCACAGAAACGAAGGAAUAUUGGAAUUCGUCUUUAUUUUUGCGAUGUUUGUCACAAAGAUUUCAGAUCUGAUGAAAAAAUGUUUAUUCAUCGAAAGGAACACAAGAACUUUUUCCAGUGUGGUAUGUGUUUCUUAGAAUUUAAUUCCGAGGCAGAAUAUUUUGAGCAUAGAGAAGUACAUGGUAAAUUCACAUGCAAGGAGUGUUGUGAAGAGAUGGAUGAAAAAGAUGUAGAAAUGCAUGCUAAGGCUCACAAGUAUUACAUCAAGUUAGAAGAUAUGGAAAAUAAUGGCAAAAGUGAAAAAGUCAUGUUUUUAUGUCCAAACCUGUUUAAUGCCAUACAAGCUUAAUUUAGGUUUAUCUUUAAAAUGAAGGAAGUAAUGUAAUGUUUAUAGCCCAUGUUGUAAUUCAGACCUACUGUACCGUGUGCUACUUGUGUAUAAAUUAUAAUGUGCACCUAUGGUUAGUGAGUGCCUUUGAUUGGUAGAAAAUAAAUUAGGUUAAUCCAGAAAGAGACAAGCAAAACUGAAAAUAAUGUAAAGAUGUAAACAGGGUGAUCAAAUUUACCUCCGAGAAUGAGGGGUGGGGGGAGGGGUGCCAGUCCUGGGCAUCAAAAUCUGCACAUUAUACACAGGAAUCUGUGGUAAUAGUAACUUUGGAAGUAUAUUGUAUAGCCAUCAUUUGACAGUAUAAUUUGUAUGAUAUUCUUUUACCAGAAAUAUAGAUUUAUCUUGCAUUAUAGUGCUGGUAGCAGAUAACUUGGUGAAUUGUCAAAAUCAUCUUAUGACAAUAUGAUAGCAAACAACUUGGUGAAUUGUAUUGCAUAAAGUAACAGAGACUGUCAACAGAAUAAAUACUGUGUAGUAAGGUGAUGUAUAUUGCUGUAUGAAAACUUAAAAUUUGUGAUAAUAAUCAA
Molecule: messenger RNA, 3234 nt
Organism: Mercenaria mercenaria
Lineage: Eukaryota; Metazoa; Mollusca; Bivalvia; Venerida; Veneridae
Product: zinc finger and SCAN domain-containing protein 12-like
Exons: 7
Coding region: 275-2668 (797 amino acids)
Biological process (GO): negative regulation of transcription by RNA polymerase II
Molecular function (GO): DNA-binding transcription repressor activity, RNA polymerase II-specific
Source: RefSeq, a predicted model, not a curated record